This is a messenger RNA of Microthlaspi erraticum, 1086 nucleotides long. The record is from the annotation of a GenBank genome assembly. Lineage: Eukaryota; Viridiplantae; Streptophyta; Magnoliopsida; Brassicales; Brassicaceae.
AUGCAACUUUUCAGUAGAUGCUGUGCAAAAGGAUUUGAUGGAAGAAAAAAAGGAAAGACAGAGCCAACUUCUUGGAGAGAGUUCUCACUCAAGGAGCUUCACGCGGCCACAAACAGUUUCAAUUACGAUAACAAACUCGGUGAAGGUCGUCUCGGGAGUGUGUAUUGGGGUCAGCUUUGGGAUGGUUCACAAAUUGCAGUCAAGAGAUUGAAGGCAUGGAGUAACAGUGAAGAGGUAGAUUUCGCCGCCGAAGUCGAGAUCCUUGCACGUAUCCGUCACAAGAAUCUGUUGAGUGUUCGUGGCUACUGUGCAGAAGGACAAGAACGUCUUCUUGUGUACGAGUACAUGCAGAAUCUGAGCUUGGUUUCUCAUCUCCACGGCCAGCAUUCAGCUGAGUGCCUUCUUGAUUGGACCAAGCGGAUGAAAAUCGCCAUAAGCUCUGCUCAAGCCAUUGCGUACCUACACCAUCAUGCAACUCCGCAUAUAGUCCAUGGAGAUGUGAGAGCUAGCAACGUGCUGCUAGAUUCUGAGUUUGAAGCUCAAGUUACUGAUUUUGGAUAUGAUAAGCUGAUCCCUGAUGAUACUGAAGGUAAAAGUAACAGCGCGUAUCUCUCACCGGAAUGUGCUACGUCAGGACAAGAAUCAGAAGGUGGAGAUGUGUACAGUUUUGGUAUCUUGUUGCUGGAGCUCGUCAGCGGGAAGAGAUCAGUGGAGAGGGUAAACGCAACGACGAAGCGAGGUAUAACCGAAUGGGUUUUGCCGCUUGUGUACGAGAGGAAGUUUGGUGAGAUUUUUGAUCAGAGGCUGAGCGGUGAGGAGGAGGAAGUAGGAGAGAAGCUGAAGAAGAUGGUGUUGGUGGGGCUUAUGUGUGCUCAGAGAGAGCCAGAGAAGAGACCAACAAUGUCUGAAGUUGUGGAGAUGCUGAUGAGUGAGUCAAAGGAGAAAUUUUCAGAACUUGAAGCUAAUCCUCUCUUCAAGAAUCCAUGUAGCAGCGACGAAAACAGUAGAGAGCAGGAGGUUGCAGAAGAAAACUCAGAUGUGAUCUCAGAAGAGAAGGAUCAUCAUCAUCAACAACAACAAGGAUAG